AUGACUAACGGCCGCGGCGCGGAGGCCCCACAGCCCGCCGAGAACAAGGAAUACGAAAGCCAGGCGGCGCGGCGGCCGAAGCUCCGUACCAUUAUUGAGAGGGAAUUGAGAAGAGAAAGUACCAAUGCCAAGAUCACGACCGGGGAGGAAACGGAACCUUCUCGCUCCGUCUUAUUUACAAUCCCAUUUCUCACUUUAGUGGGUCUGAUGGAAUUUGCGAGUGCUUGGGCCACCUGGGGGCGUUCGGAGUCGGCGAGCUCGGGGACAGCGAGUCGUGACCAGCUCGCGUACCUCAUCGCCUCCCGGUUUGUUCCCGCGGAGCGCGGAGGCCAGGAGCUGCGCAAGGAGGCGGAGGCAUUCCUAGAGAAGUAUGGAUACCUCAAUGAACAGGUCCCCAAAGCUCCCACCUCCACUCAAUUCAGCGAUGCCAUCAGAGCGUUUCAGUGGGUGUCCCAGCUACCUGUCAGCGGUGUGCUGGACCGCGCCACCCUGCGCCAGAUGACUCGUCCCCGCUGCGGGGUUGCAGAUACCAACAGUUAUGCGGUCUGGGCUGAGAGGAUCAGUGACCUGUUUGCUAGACACCGGACCAAAAUGAGGCGUAAGAAACGCUUUGCAAAGCAAGGUAACAAAUGGUACAAGCAGCACCUCUCCUACCGCCUGGUGAACUGGCCUGAGCGCCUGCCGGAGCCGGCAGUUCGGGGCGCCGUGCGCGCCGCCUUCCAGUUGUGGAGCAACGUCUCAGCGCUGGAGUUCUGGGAGGCCCCAGCCACAGGCCCCGCUGACAUCCGGCUCACCUUCUUCCAAGGGGACCACAACGAUGGGCUGGGGAACGCCUUUGAUGGCCCAGGGGGCGCCCUGGCACAACCGCGCGCGCUCAUGGCGCCCUACUACAAGAGACUGGGCCGCGACGCGCUGCUCAGCUGGGACGACGUGCUGGCCGUGCAGAGCCUGUAUGGGAAGCCCCUAGGGGGCUCGGUGGCCGUCCAGCUCCCAGGAAAGCUGUUCACUGACUUUGAGGCCUGGGACUCCCACAGCCCCCAAGGAAGGCGCCCUGAAACCCAGGGCCCUAAAUACUGCCACUCUUCCUUCGAUGCCAUCACUGUAGACAGGCAACAGCGACUAUAUAUUUUUAAAGGGAGCCACUUCUGGGAGGUGGCACCUGAUGGCAACGUCUCAGAGCCCCAUCCACUACAGGAAAGGUGGGUCGGGCUGCCCCCCAACAUUGAGGCUGCUGCAGUGUCAUUGGAGGAUGGAGAUUUCUACUUCUUCAAAGGGGGUCGAUGCUGGAGGUUCCGGGGCCCCAAGCCAGUGUGGGGUCUCCCACAGCUGUGCCGUGCAGGGGGCCUGCCCCACCACCCCGACGCCGCCCUCUUCUUUCCUCCUCUACGCCGCCUCAUCCUCUUCAAGGGUGCCCGCUACUACGUGCUGGCCCAAGGGGGACUGCAAGUGGAGCCCUACUACCCCCGAAGUCUGCAGGACUGGGGCGGCAUCCCUGAGGAGGUCAGCGGCGCCCUGCCGAGGCCCGACGGCUCCAUCAUCUUCUUCCGAGAUGACCGCUACUGGCGCCUCGACCAGGCCAAACUGCGGGCGACCACCUCAGGCCGCUGGGGCACCGAGCUGCCCUGGAUGGGCUGCUGGCACGCCAACUCAGGGAGUACCCUGUUCUGAAGGCACCUCCUCAUCUCAGAAACUGGUGGUGCUCUCAGGGCAAAAUCGUGUUCCCCACCCCUGGGGCAGAACCCGUCUUAGAAGCCUCUGAGUCCCUCUGCAGAAGACCAGGCAGCAAAGCCCCCAUCUGGAAGUCUGUCUGCCUUUGUUCCUUGAAGAAUGCAGCAUUGUCUUUGUCUGUUCCUACCACAUGGAGGUGGGGGUGGGAUCGAUCUUAGGAAAAGCAAAAAAGGGUCCCAGAUCCCUUGGCCCUUUCCUUCAAGGACUUCUAUCCUCCCCAGGCCUUUGUUUCUUCUGCUAAAGGUACAGUUCCUUUCAAGAGGUGACAGCACUGGGAUCCAAACAGCGGGAUGAAAAACUCAGCAGAGAGAUUAGAGACCAUUUUGCAAGACUGCCCUUCUCCUCAGGACCUCCUGGCUCAGUUCUUAGAAAACGGUGUCAUAUUUAGUCAGAGGCCGCACCCCCAGGAAGCAUGGAUGGGGAUGAGGGCAUAGGUGUCUCCAACCUCAGAGGCCCUUUGUGGGGUCAGGACGCAGAGUGGGAGGGAGACUGAUGCAGGCCUGCCAGUCCCUGGCUUUUUGUCCGGGGCUAGAAUAAAGAGGGGCCUUCAGCUGGUGGGCCGAGAGGCAGGAAGCAGCCUU
Molecule: messenger RNA, 2309 nt
Organism: Mandrillus leucophaeus (drill)
Lineage: Eukaryota; Metazoa; Chordata; Mammalia; Primates; Cercopithecidae
Gene: MMP28
Product: matrix metallopeptidase 28
Exons: 12
Coding region: 1-1668 (555 amino acids)
Biological process (GO): proteolysis; collagen catabolic process; extracellular matrix organization
Cellular component (GO): extracellular matrix
Molecular function (GO): metalloendopeptidase activity; zinc ion binding
Source: RefSeq, a predicted model, not a curated record